CACAAGCAGAAAACUAAACGGGCCAGAUGUGGCGCUGACUAGGCGGGCUCCAGCCCGCUGCAAGACGCGCUGAGCAGGAAGUCCCACAGCCGCCCAGGCGCUGCGACGCCAGCCAGAGCUAAAACACAUGGGCGCCAGAUAAGCUGAUGACGAUAAACGCCACGCCAGCGCCUGGAAAGAAACGCCGCCCAAAAGGAAACCUAGGGGGCCUGCACAGGUGAUGCAAGCGUCAGCCGCAAGUUCAACUUCGGUGACCCACCCUGAACCUCCUCCACUUCACAAAGCGCGCCACCCGCCGACCAGAUGGCAACAAAGUGCUCCAGCUUAGCCGCCUUGAGCUGUGCGCGGCGAGCAGGCGCCACCUGCUGCCCACCACGCUGACGACACGACCCUCACGGCGCGCGACCGGCGGUGGACGGGCCGGUCCUGAUGGCGGCAGUACAGCUGUUCUGCCGCGCGUCCAACGCCCGUGUCCAUCCGGACAAGAGCAAGGCCAUGGGCCUUGGCAGGUUUGCGCACCUGACGGGCCCUUGCCCACACACGGGGGUGCCGUUUACCACUGGCGCCGUGACGCACCUGGGUGUGCCUCUGUCGUGGGACUCUGAUGCGGCUGCAGCUGACCUGUACACCCGGCGGGCUCGCGGCAUGGCGUUUGUGGCGCGUCUGUGGGCUGCCCUGUCUCUGACCCUGGUUGGCCGUGUGCACGUUGCGAAGCAGGUGCUGGCGGCGAAGCUGGCCUACCACUUCAGCUUCCUCAACCCAUCGCCUGCGCAGCUGAAGGAACUCACCGACCUGGUGGACCACUUUGCUGCGCGCUCCGUGCACGCUGAGGAUGCCAGCCUGGUGUCGCACGGGAACCCGCUCCUGCUGCCAAAGCGGGAGACGGCCUGUCUGCCGUACAAGGAUGGGGGUGUCAACCAUGUCGACCUGCCUGCGUUCCUGUCUGCCCUGCAAGCUAAGACUUUCGCCCUGCUUGCCCAGCCAGGCCGGCAACCCUGGAAGACGCUCACCCGGGCGCUGCUUACUCAUGUGCGCCCGGACUCUGCCACCACGUGGGCGUGGGUGUACAGCGACGCGCCGGCGCCAGCGGGGCUGCCUGCCCGGCUGGCGGCCGCGGUCGGCCACGUGCGGAGCGCGGGCGUGGAACAGCAUCCGCCGCAGCCAGCCACUCAGCCGCCAGCGGCGCCGCCACAGUGGCGGGUUAGCCUGGACCAGCUGUGGGUGGCUAACGCUGCGGGGGCUGUGUCCUACGUCCACUACACGGGGCGGCUCUUGGAGCCUGGGCCUGGCGUGCUGCCCCCGGCAGUGGAUGGGGCGUGGCAGCCUGCCUGUGUGCUGCAGCACCGCAAGCCGCGGCACCUGUGGACCUUUGAAGAGCGGGCGGCGUACGAUGCAGCAUCACCAGGGGAACGGGCAGGGGCGUGGCCUCGGGCGCCGUACUUCCUGGCGCCGGAGGCUGGGGUGGUGGUGCACCCGGAGCACUGCCGGAUUGCGGGUGUCAGCUUGGCGGACUACACGGUGCGGGACGUGCGGCGGGCCAUCACCGCGGCCAACCCGGCCGCCCCUCUGGCUCCGGCCCGCCCCGCAGCCAUGCCGUGCCCGGCGCCAGCACAGCAGGCGGGGGGUUCGGGGACCCAGCCGGCGGCACAGUCGCGGCUGGCGGAGCGGGAGGCGGAGUGGCAGCGUGCAGCGGCGCAGCUGACCACCACGGCGGCGCAGCACUUCCACAAUAACCCGGUGGCUCUGGACCCCUGGCUCCACCGCACCUCCGCGGCAGCCGGGCAGCAGAACACGCCGGCGAGAACACUGCAGUCGUAUGCGUCCCCGUCCCAGCAGUCGGGUGAGGGGCCGCGGCGGUCCGCGCGGCUGCAGGAGCAGGCGGCGGGAGGGGCGGGACCUAGCACUGGGCCUGCCACGGCGGCGGCGGCAGCAGCGGCGGCGGUGGAGGGCGACCCUCGCAUGCCGCCCCCGGAUGCGUCCCUUCUGCGGGGUACGUGGCGGAGGCUGUGGGACAGCCACGCCAGUCGGGGGGCAAAGGUGCUGGUGUACAGGCUGCAACAUGCUUACCUGCCUUGCGGGCUGUACAGGGCGGGCAAGGGCAUUCGGCCACGGGUGACCACGGGGUGCGGGGGGUUGGGGGCGCACUGUCCUCACCCCGCCUGCGGGCCACCUGGCCCGCGGGCGUGGGCCAGCCUGACGCACAUCUUCCUGGAGUGUCCAGCUUAUGCGCAGGCGAGGACGUGGCUGCAGCAGCUGUGGGCCUGCGUUGCGCCCCAGGCAGCGGCGCCGCCAGUGACGGACGCGGGCUUCAUGCUGGGGGACCGCAUGGGUAUGUGGGCCUCAGGCCCGCGGGGGGCGGGCGCGCUGCUGUGGAGCACUUUGCGGGCCACCUUCUUGUACGCCGUCUGGUGUGCGUACUGGUCCCGCGAGCCUGCUAAGCAGACGUCGGAGCAUGUGGUUCGGGAGGUGGUCAGCGAGCUGCGCAGGGUGAUGCAGCUGCGUUUCACUGCCGCCACGCUAACCCCUGAAACCCUGUCGGCUCUGCCCACACAGCUUCUCACCGCACAGCUCAAGGCGGCUAAGCUGGAGCACUUUGUUGCCAUCUGGUCGGCGGGUGGCGCGCUUUGUGAAGUGGAGGAGGUUCAGGCUGACCUGUUCACCCGGCGGGCUCGCGGCAUGGCGUUUGUGGCGCGUCUGUGGGCUGCCCUGUCUCUGACCCUGGUUGGCCGUGUGCACAUUGCGAAGAAGGUGCUGGCGGCGAAGCUGGCCUACCACUUCAGCUUCCUCAACCCAUCGCCUGCGCAGCUGAAGGAACUCACCGACCUGGUGGACCACUUUGCUGCGCGCUCCGUGCACGCUGAGGAUGCCAGCCUGGUGUCGCACGGGAACCCGCUCCUGCUGCCAAAGCGGGAGACGGCCUGUCUGCCGUACAAGGAUGGGGGUGUCAACCAUGUCGACCUGCCUGCGUUCCUGUCUGCCCUGCAAGCUAAGACUUUCGCCCUGCUUGCCCAGCCAGGCCGGCAACCCUGGAAGACGCUCACCCGGGCGCUGCUUACUCAUGUGCGCCCGGACUCCGCCACCACGUGGGCGUGGGUGUACAGCGACGCGCCGGCGCCAGCGGGGCUGCCUGCCCGGCUGGCGGCCGCGGUCGGCCACGUGCGGAGCGCGGGCGUGGAACAGCAUCCGCCGCAGCCAGCCACUCAGCCGCCAGCGGCGCCGCCACAGUGGCGGGUUAGCCUGGACCAGCUGUGGGUGGCUAACGCUGCGGGGGCUGUGUCCUACGUCCACUACACGGGGCGGCUCUUGGAGCCUGGGCCUGGCGUGCUGCCCCCGGCAGUGGAUGGGGCGUGGCAGCCUGCCUGUGUGCUGCAGCACCGCAAGCCGCGGCACCUGUGGACCUUUGAAGAGCGGGCGGCGUACGAUGCAGCAUCACCAGGGGAACGGGCAGGGGCGUGGCCUCGGGCGCCGUACUUCCUGGCGCCGGAGGCUGGGGUGGUGGUGCACCCGGAGCACUGCCGGAUUGCGGGUGUCAGCUUGGCGGACUACACGGUGCGGGACGUGCGGCGGGCCAUCACCGCGGCCAACCCGGCCGCCCCUCUGGCUCCGGCCCGCCCCGCAGCCAUGCCGUGCCCGGCGCCAGCACAGCAGGCGGGGGGUUCGGGGACCCAGCCGGCGGCACAGUCGCGGCUGGCGGAGCGGGAGGCGGAGUGGCAGCGUGCAGCGGCGCAGCUGACCACCACGGCGGCGCAGCACUUCCACAAUAACCCGGUGGCUCUGGACCCCUGGCUCCACCGCACCUCCGCGGCAGCCGGGCAGCAGAACACGCCGGCGAGAACACUGCAGUCGUAUGCGUCCCCGUCCCAGCAGUCGGGUGAGGGGCCGCGGCGUUCCGCGCGGCUGCAGGAGCAGGCGGCGGGCGGGGCGGGGCCUAGCACGGGGCCUGCCACGGCGGCGGCGGCAGCAGCGGCGGCGGUGGAGGGCGACCCUCGCAUGCCGCCCCCGGAUGCGUCCCUUCUGCGGGCUUAUGCGCAGGCGAGGACGUGGCUGCAGCAGCUGUGGGCCUGCGUUGCGCCCCAGGCAGCGGCGCCGCCAGUGACGGACGCGGGCUUCAUGCUGGGGGACCGCAUGGGUAUGUGGGCCUCAGGCCCGCGGGGGGCGGGCGCGCUGCUGUGGAGCACUUUGCGGGCCACCUUCUUGUACGCCGUCUGGUGUGCGUACUGGUCCCGCGAGCCUGCUAAGCAGACGUCGGAGCAUGUGGUUCGGGAGGUGGUCAGCGAGCUGCGCAGGGUGAUGCAGCUGCGUUUCACUGCCGCCACGCUAACCCCUGAAACCCUGUCGGCUCUGCCCACUCAGCUUCUCACCGCACAGCUCAAGGCGGCUAAGCUGGAGCACUUUGUUGCCAUCUGGACGGCGGGUGGCGCGCUUUGUGAAGUGGAGGAGGUUCAGGGUGGGUCACCGAAGUUGCACUUGCGGCUGACGCUUGCAUCACCUGUGCAGGCCCCCUAGGUUUCCUUUUGGGCGGCGUUUCUUUCCAGGCGCUGGCGUGGCGUAUUAUCGUCAUCAG
Messenger RNA from Chlamydomonas reinhardtii, 4564 nucleotides. RefSeq lists its product as uncharacterized. Lineage: Eukaryota; Viridiplantae; Chlorophyta; Chlorophyceae; Chlamydomonadales; Chlamydomonadaceae. The transcript has 4 exons. The record is from RefSeq and is a predicted model, not a curated record. Bases 496 to 4506 code for a protein of 1336 amino acids.